AUGUUUAUUAUCAGGGGAAUAUAUCGUUUACCGAGAGCCGCUGAUCAUCCGGUGGAUACAACAGCGGACCGCUUUACUAGCACCGAGUGUCACAAGGCAUCAAAUGAACUGGGUCUCCGUCGCAGACAGGCGCGGUUCUGUUUCCAUUCUCGCUUCGGUUAUGCAAUGCUCGCUGUGCUUCGUGCCGCGCAUGCAGUUGGGUAUCACUGUCCGAGAGCAUUUGCUGAUCGUCGCUGGAAUUGCACGUCAAUUCAUCGGCUACCUGAAGUGUCGCCGGAACUGAGACGAGGAACUCGGGAGCAGGCUCUCGUGCACUCUUUCUCAAGUGCUGCGUUAUUGUUCGAAAUCGCGCGGUAUUGUGCGUUGAACAAAAUACGCUUUUGCUCAUGCGGCGAUGAAGAUAUGGCAUUUUCCAGGCCUGCUUAUCGGUUCACUCAAAAUCCACCCGGUCAAGUUGCAUACUUUGACUCUGGAGGUGCAUUAGUAUACGAAUCAGGGAUGAAUAAUGGCUUUACGGAGCAGACCUCAAAUGUUCAAGCAACACAAAUGACGGAGGGUCAACCAACAGUUAGCCGAUUUUACUGGGCUGGUUGUUCAGAUAAUCUCAGGGUUGCACGGGAAUAUGCUUCUGCCUUCUUGGGUUUCCCUAACGUCCGCAUACUGCGCACGGCGGAUGCAAAUGCACACAAACGAAGAAUGCUUGAUACAGAGAGUAACAGGCAUGAGCGCCAACCGCGGUCGACCAACUACCUGGGUAGGGAGAACCAGGAUCAAUCUGAAGACGAAGAACUUCGUGCAAAGGAAUCCCACAUGCAAUUCCGAAAAAUGCCUAGAGGUCUGCAGCAACAUUGGUCAUACCCCACGGCAGACGCGUCGGCGCAACAUCCUAUUAACUACCGCCCACAUCAAACAUCGCAGCUACGCUCUCCACGGAGGCAAAGCUUACCCUACCAGAGCAGACGUUGGCUACGACGGCCUCCUACCAGUGGACGCCGAAAGCAGUCACCGAUCACACGGAUAAUGGACCGACACAAUUAUCUUGCAGGAGUUGUGCUCAUGGAAGUUAAUCACAAGACAGUUUGCAAAUGUCAUGGUGUUAGCGGCAGCUGUGCACAACGCGUUUGCUUUCAUCAGCUCAGAAGGAUAGACGACGAAGUCAUGCAAAAAGCAUUGAAAGUUCGAUAUCUGGCUGCGAAACAGGUCACAUUGGAUUCCAACAGGCGGUUGGUCGCCAAAACGUUCACCGGUGCCGGAUUUGCAGACGAAGUGGUUGACCCAUCAGAACUGGUUUUCAGCGAGCAUUCGCCAGACUACUGCAACUAUGAGCCACAAAGGGGAUCUGUUGGUACUUAUGGUCGUUUAUGCUCGCUGGAAGAUGCAGGCACGGCAAACUGUCUGAAUAUGUGCUGCGGAAGAGGCUACAAGAACAUAACUGCUCAGGAAACUGUUCAGUGUAAUUGUCGCAUGGGUGAAGGCUUCAAAGUUAAUUGUGAUGAAUGCCGAAUAGAAGUCAUGACUUACAGAUGUCUUUGAUGCUACAGACGGGCGAUGCAAUUAGUCAUACGAUUACGGGAACUAAACAUAGUGAUGAAUGUGAAACUGUUUGGUUUUGUCAAACUUCAACGUGCAAUACACCAUAUUCUUGUGUCCCAUAUCCAAGCAUACUCAAAGUUUGUACAUGAAACAUGACCCUAUCUGAAAAAGGUAUACUAUUUGAGUGCGAUACGCACUUUUGGAAGCGACUCUUUCACAGACCGGUGCCAUUAAGUUUCUCACAAAUGAUUCCCCUUGCAUUGUUCCUAUCCCUCAUCAGAAAUGUACAUACAUUCACAUUCGCAUUACUAAUGUGCACUGGUCGAUGACAUUAUCUUUCUUUG
Molecule: messenger RNA, 1877 nt
Organism: Dicrocoelium dendriticum
Lineage: Eukaryota; Metazoa; Platyhelminthes; Trematoda; Plagiorchiida; Dicrocoeliidae
Source: the annotation of a GenBank genome assembly